GGUUCCGGGAGGCGGUUCCUUUGUGCUCGGAUGGGCUGCAGCCCCUGGAGACGAUGGAGCCUGGCGCCAUGACCGAGGCGGGAGGCAAGACCCCAGGAAUGGAGACCAGAAAGCUAAUUACUGCGACAGACAACCAGUACUCCGGUAUGCUAUUAAAGGCUUUGGAUGAGCAACGUGGCUAUGGAGUUUUCUGUGACGUUACCGUUAUUGUGGAGGACCGGAAAUUUCGAGCCCACAAAAAUGUCCUUUCGGCAUCAAGCACUUACUUUCACGAGCUCUUCUCAGUUGCAGGACAUGUGGUGGAGUUGAACUUCGUAAGAGCAGAGAUUUUUGCUGAAAUUCUCAACUAUAUCUACAGUUCCCGAAUAGUCAGAGUAAGAUCAGACUUGCUCGAUGAAUUAAUAAAAUCUGGGCAAUUGCUUGGAGUUAAGUUUCUUGCUGAUCUGGGUGCUCCUCUGCAGCAGGUGAAAAACAUGUCAGGAGGCAUUAAGCCUGACCCUUCAGAACGGUCCAGUUUGGAUGCAAACGGCCUUGAAGCACAAAGGCCUCCAGUGCGACUUGGGAAUGAAAACUCAUUUGCUGGCCAACCUGUUAUAACUGAAACAUUUUCUUUGUAUAGGGAGGAGUGUGAUACCACAAAGAUUACCAUUAGUGAUUCUGAUGACGAUGAUGUCAUCUUCUGCGCAGAGCUUGUGCCUCCAAAGGACCAGCCUCUGGAGGCCCAAUCUGUAACACAGAACCAGCAUUGCCCCAACCCUGCUGGGGGCUGUGACCAAACAAACUGUAGCAGCACUGAGUCUCCUCCUCGGCCAGCUGUAGUGGCAGCUCCGAGACCCGACUUGUCUACCACUCAGCCGAAUCCGACUGAAAAUCAAGUGUCUGCUGAACCGCUUGCCCCUUCUGCUCCGAAUCCCAUGACUUCUAAUGUCCUUAUGUUAAACCAGUCACAGAUUGGUGCUUCACCAGAUGUCAGUUCGUCACAUGAAAUCGAGGUCUCGCCUAUACCUGAGGAGAAUCAGCAACCAUCUAACAAUGAGUCCUUAACUGACAUGGAAACAAAUGCCAUUGAUGAGGACGAGGAAGAUGUGGAAGACGAUGAUGACAUUCUAGGUUCAUCCAGCCCAGGGUCUGCGAGCAGCAGCUCUUUGGUUCAGCAGCCAUCUACCCCCAAACCUGCUACAACUGAGGCAGCAGGAGUACAGAAGAAGCAAGCCGCUAACGUUCCACAAGAGCCACCUGCCCCAGCCACAGAAUUCAAAAUGAAAAUCCCAGAUGUUCUUUCUGGAAGCAACAAUGAUUCUGCAGCAAGUGUUGCCCCAAAGCACAUAACGGAAGGCCAGAAGACCAUAACUUUAGAUACAGCCACUGAAAUAGAAGGCCUGUCUACUGGUUGCAAGGUUUAUGCAAACAUUGGUGAAGAUACCUAUGACAUAGUCAUUCCGGUGAAAGAUGAGGCUGAUGGAGAAGUCAGGCUUGAUGAUCUGCCCAGAACAUCAGGGGACGAUCCUGCAAACAGAAAACGUCUGAAAGUGAAACAUGAUGAUCACUAUGAGCUCAUAAUGGAUGGGAAGGUCUAUUACAUCUGCAUUGUGUGUCGAAGAUCCUACAGUUGUCUGACAAGUUUGCGGAGGCAUUUUAACGUCCAUUCCUGGGAGAAGAAGUAUCCAUGUCGCUAUUGUGAUAAGGUUUUCCCUCUUGCGGAAUACCGCACCAAGCAUGAAAUACAUCACACUGGUGAGCGAAGGUACCAAUGCUUGGCGUGUGGCCAGUGUUUUAUCAACUAUCAGGUCAUGGCUACACAUCUAAGAUCAGUCCAUAGCCAGGACCCUUCUGGAGAGUCCAAGCUGUAUCGUUUGCAUCCAUGUAGGUCCUUGCAGAUCAGAAAUUAUGCUUAUAUUUCAGGUGGUUCCAGCAAUAUACCGAUGGUAAAUGACAGUAGUGUCGCAUAUCCUGUUGGCCCCGUAAAAGAUGCCUCUCAGGAUCCCACACCUGCCCCUCCAGGAAAGCCAAUGACCUGGGAUGAUAUAUUUGUUCCGCAAGGAAAUGAAUCGCUUUUUAAACAAAACCCACCAGAGGGUAGUAAUGAAUUUGAGUUUGUGAUUCCAGAAUCUUACUGA
Molecule: messenger RNA, 2117 nt
Organism: Euleptes europaea (tarantolino)
Lineage: Eukaryota; Metazoa; Chordata; Lepidosauria; Squamata; Sphaerodactylidae
Gene: ZBTB33
Product: zinc finger and BTB domain containing 33
Exons: 2
Coding region: 54-2117 (687 amino acids)
Biological process (GO): regulation of transcription by RNA polymerase II
Cellular component (GO): nucleus
Molecular function (GO): DNA-binding transcription factor activity, RNA polymerase II-specific; protein binding; RNA polymerase II cis-regulatory region sequence-specific DNA binding
Source: RefSeq, a predicted model, not a curated record